AUGCUCGCCUGGUACCAAGCUCGCCUGGCCGCGCGCCCACUGCUCACCCAGAGCAUCACCACCGGCAUCCUCUUUGCCACUGGUGACAUUGUUGCCCAGCAGGCCAUCGAGAAGAAGGGCACCAAGGGCCACGAUCUUGCCCGCACAGGCCGCAUGGCCCUCUACGGCGGCAGUGUCUUCGGCCCCGUCGCCACGACCUGGUUCGGCUUCCUCGCGCGCAAUGUCAACUUCCGCAGCACCGCUGCCACCACCAUUGGCCGCGUCGCCACCGACCAGCUCGUCUUCGCCCCCGUCAUGAUUGGUGUCUUCCUCUCCUCCAUGGCCACCCUCGAGGGCACCAGCCCCAAGGCCAAGCUUGAAAAGAGCUACUUUCCCGCGCUGACGGCCAACUGGAUGGUUUGGCCCGCCGUCCAGGCCUUCAACUUUGCCCUGGUGCCUCUGCAGCACCGCCUGUUGUUCGUCAACGUGAUCAGUAUCGGGUGGAACUGUUUCCUCAGCGCGCUGAACAGCGCGAAAUGA
Molecule: messenger RNA, 519 nt
Organism: Verticillium nonalfalfae
Lineage: Eukaryota; Fungi; Ascomycota; Sordariomycetes; Glomerellales; Plectosphaerellaceae
Gene: SYM1
Product: Protein required for ethanol metabolism
Exons: 3
Coding region: 1-519 (172 amino acids)
Cellular component (GO): membrane; mitochondrion; cytoplasm
Source: RefSeq, a predicted model, not a curated record